Messenger RNA from Diaporthe citri, 777 nucleotides. RefSeq lists its product as uncharacterized. Gene Ontology annotation, biological process: transmembrane transport. Gene Ontology annotation, molecular function: water channel activity. Bases 1 to 777 code for a protein of 258 amino acids. The transcript has 3 exons. Gene Ontology annotation, cellular component: plasma membrane. The record is from RefSeq and is a predicted model, not a curated record. NCBI's taxonomy places the organism in Eukaryota, Fungi, Ascomycota, Sordariomycetes, Diaporthales, Diaporthaceae.
AUGGCACCUAACAACUUCGUUAAACACCUUCGGCUCCAUGCCGUUGAGAUCUCUGGAGAGGCUGUGGGAACAUUCUUGUUCCUGCUGAUGGCCCUGUCCGCAGCCCAGGUCGCCAACUCCGAUACCUCCCACGCCGGAGAUGACAUCCACCCUGGCGAUAUCAACCUCACGCAGCUUCUGUACAUCAGUUUGGCGUUUGGUUUCUCCCUGGCCGUCAAUGUCUCCAUAUUCGCUAGGGUCAGCGGAGGACUGUUCAACCCGGCUGUCACUCUUGGAAUGAUCCUCGUUGGAAAGGUGACUUGGAUCAAGGGCAUUUUCUUGACCGGUGGCCAGAUCCUCGGAGGUGUUUUGGCCUCGGCCGUCGUCAAGGGCAUCUUCCCCGGCACCUACGUCGUCCAGACAAAGCUCGGCCAUGGCGCGUCUGUCGCCCAGGGUCUGCUGAUCGAGACUUUCCUCACCCUUGAGUUGAUGCUCGCAAUCUACUUCAUGGCUGUUGAGAAGCAUGAGGGCAACGCUCUGGCUGCCCUCGUCAUUGGGUUUGCUCUCUUUGUGGCUGAGCUGCCUGGUAUCUACUACACUGGUGGUUCUCUCAACCCGGCGAGGACCUUCGGCCCUGACCUGAUCACGCUCGACUUUGGCGCGGCGCACUGGAUUUACUGGGUUGGCCCCUUUUUGGGUGCUACACUUGCCGCUAUCUUCUACAAGUUCAUCAAGUUCUUGCAGGCUGAGGCUGCUGAGAACAGUGAUGAUACUGAGAGACAGCCUCUCCUGUCAUGA